AUAAUAAAUUAUUAUCAUAUCCGUAAGAUCCAAUUUACGUGUUAGCUAGCUUCCGUAAUCAACUUUGUUUCAUCAUGUAGAAGUAGAACCACGUCUACAAAUUGCAAUGAUCUUCCUCCCAAGCUCAUCAUGUCCAGCUCGGACGACUGUCUUUAUAAAGAGUAUCGAUUUCAUGUAAUCUUAAUUACUGGACGGUCGAAAAUUUAUUCCAACCUCAUCCGAUCCACAGGAAUAAAAGAGCAACAUCAAGAUCAGCCAAUAUAUAUAUCAUGGGGGGAGUGGAAGACAUAGUGAUUGUGGGAGCUGGAAUUGCUGGUCUUACAACAUCCUUGGGACUUCAUAGGCUGGGCAUUCGAAGCCUUGUAUUGGAAUCCUCGGAUAGUUUGAGGACCACAGGAUUUGCCUUUACAACAUGGGCAAAUGCUUGGAAGGCCCUAGAUGCUGUUGGCCUUGCCUCCUCUCUUCGACAACAUCAUCAACGGAUUCUUGGAAAUGUGACUACCUCUACAAUUUCAGGGCUUCAAACCUCGAAGACUUCAUUUGAAGUCAAAGGAAAACAGUUAAAUGCUGUACAUGUGGUUUGCAGUGCAGAACACGAAGUUCGUUGUGUUCAAAGGAAGUUGUUGUUGGAAGCCCUUGCAGAGGAACUCCCAAGUGGGACGAUAAGGUACUCUUCCAAGGUGGUUUCUCUAGAGGAAUCAGGCUCCGUGAUGCUUGUGCAUCUUGCCGAUGGGACCAUUCUCAGAACUAAGAAUAAACUUAAAAUUUGUGAAUGGAAGGUUUUAAUCGGGUGUGAUGGAGUGAACUCGGUGGUAGCAAAGUGGCUGCAUUUCAAGAAACCAGCUUUCGCAGGGAGAUCUGCCAUAAGGGGCUUUGCAGACUUCAAGCGCAAUCAUGGAUUUGAGAACAAGUUCAUACAGUUCUUUGGGGAAGGUUUUCGAUAUGGUUUUCUUCCUUGUGAUGAUAGCAAGGUCUAUUGGUUUUUCACCUGGACUCCCUCUAGCCAAGAUAAAGAGAUAGAAGAUAACCCAGCUAGGAUGAAACAAUUUGUGUUGGGCAAGCUUGAAAAAGUUCCUGAUGAAAUAAGGAAUGUAAUUGAAAACACUGAACUAGAUGGUAUGACAUCAUCGGCAAUAAGGUACAGACAUCCUUGGGAGCUUCUUUGGGGAAAUGUCAGCAAAGGAAACGUCUGUGUAGCCGGCGAUGCACUCCAUCCCAUGACCCCUGACAUUGGCCAAGGUGGUUGUUCUGCCUUGGAAGACGGCGUCGUUUUGGCCAGGUGUCUUGGUCAGGCUUUACUAAAAAAACCAAGUGAGGAUAAGAGAGAAGAUAAAAUGGAAAGAGAAGGAGAUCAUGAUGAAUAUACGAGAAUUGAAUCAGGAUUGAAGAAGUAUGCCAAAGAGAGGAAAUGGAGAAGCAUUAACCUCAUUACUACAGCUUAUAUUGUUGGUUACAUUCAGGGUGGUGGUGGAAAAGCUAUAAGCUUCUUAAGGGAUAAAAUACUAGCCAGAUUCCUUGCUGGGUUUAUGUUGAAGAUGGCUGAUUUUGAUUGUGGAAAGCUUAUUUAGAAAUUCUUAAAAUGCAGUGAGUGCAUAUGCUUUGUAUAAUUGGUACUGCAAAAUGCUAAGCAUUUGUUGUUUUGCUUGUUUGAGGAAUGAAUGGUUUUUAUUUGUUCUAAAA
Carya illinoinensis is the source of this 1680-nucleotide messenger RNA. Its product is annotated as monooxygenase 2-like. The record is from RefSeq and is a predicted model, not a curated record. NCBI's taxonomy places the organism in Eukaryota, Viridiplantae, Streptophyta, Magnoliopsida, Fagales, Juglandaceae. The transcript has 6 exons. Gene Ontology annotation, molecular function: FAD binding. Bases 270 to 1568 code for a protein of 432 amino acids.